Molecule: messenger RNA, 555 nt
Organism: Eimeria necatrix
Lineage: Eukaryota; Apicomplexa; Conoidasida; Eucoccidiorida; Eimeriidae
Exons: 4
Coding region: 1-555 (184 amino acids)
Source: RefSeq, a predicted model, not a curated record
AUGCUAUCGGACAAAUGGAAAGGCAAGCUGUUCUGCGUGUUGAUCGGAAACCGACCCACUUCCUCCGGCUGGGGCAGUCUUCUGGCAUCCACCGCAGCAGCAGGAGAUGACGAGAACUCUUUCUGGUCUACGGAAAAACUAGAGCAUACGAACUUCGACGAAUGGAUGAAGUCGACAGAGGCGCAGGAUAUUUCCUUUGAGAUUAAUAAGGUGCUGCGGGAGUGUCGGGCGGUCUCUCCCGAUAACUUACGACCAACAUAUUCGCCUAUCUGCACUCCUACGAUUAUGGUUGACAAGCUCGAUGAUGGCACCAAGCCCGCUGAAGACAAGAUCGAGGCCAUCCGGCACUGGCCGGAGGUGCCUGAGAAUGAGACGCAGAGCGGAUCGGGAGCCGACUCCCAGUACCUCGUCAAGUGGCGCGAAACACCUGAAGAACAAGCCACCUGGGAGCCGGCUCACCACCUUACAGGAUGCCUCGCUUUAGUGGGUGCUUGGCACCGCCGCAAGCGUAAACGUCUUCAGGUUCGGACCCGCGCUUCCCCUUCCGACGCUUAG